CCAUAUAAGUAUAUCAGAUGAUAGAAAGCCAUUGCCGGUAAACGAACUCGACGCAACAUAGGAGUAAACAAUUAAUCUCGCAGGAAAUUAUGGCCAACCGUGUCCUUAAAUAUUACUAUGAUUUUAUAUCGCAGCCAUCUCGGGCGCUGUACAUCCUGUUGGAACAAACGAAGACUCCUUAUGAGAAGUGUCCGAUUGCGUUGAGAAAAUUGGAAAAUCGUUCAACGGAGUUCGUGCAGAAUGUCAACCGUUUUGGGAAGCUGCCCUGCAUCGUUCACGGUGACUUCAAGCUGGCGGAAAGUGUUGCAAUUUUUCGGUAUCUUUCGCGAGAAUUUCAGUUCGAUGACCGUUGGUAUCCGAAGGAUCGAGCGCACCGGGCUCGGGUAGAUGAGUAUCUGGAGUGGCAGCACGCCAACAUCCGAGCUCAGUGUGCUCAGUAUUUCAUUUACUGCUGGAUCAAUCCACUGCUGGGACUGGAAGUCGAUCAGGCCAAGGCGGAACGAUUGCGUGCCAAGAUGAUCGACGGGUUGGAUGUUUUCGAGCGGGAGUGGCUAGAUGGUGGGCGGCAGCCUUUCGUGACCGGGAAGGAGCUGACCUUUGCCGACGUGUUGGCAGCUUGCGAGAUUGAGCAACCGAAGCUGGCCGGUUUCGAUCCUAGGGUCGGCCGUCCUCAGCUGGCAGCAUGGAUGGAACGGGUGAGGGAGGCUACCAAUCCGUACUACGAUCAGGCGCAUAAGAUGCUGUAUAAGUUAACACCGAAGGAGAUCGAGACUCCGAAGGUUCAGUAGUUUGAGUUUGCAUCGGUAAUAAAUCAUAGAUCUGAGA
Messenger RNA from Armigeres subalbatus, 825 nucleotides. Its product is annotated as glutathione S-transferase theta-2B-like. The transcript has 2 exons. Bases 90 to 788 code for a protein of 232 amino acids. The record is from RefSeq and is a predicted model, not a curated record. Gene Ontology annotation, cellular component: cytoplasm. Lineage: Eukaryota; Metazoa; Arthropoda; Insecta; Diptera; Culicidae. Gene Ontology annotation, biological process: glutathione metabolic process. Gene Ontology annotation, molecular function: glutathione transferase activity.